AUAAAAACUUUGAAGCGGUAAAAUUCUGUGAUCAAUAAAUAUUGAAUUGGACGAAGUUUAGGUUUUUUAAUACAAUAAUUUUAUUGAAACGUGCUCGGUGCUGAGUGAAGCCACGGUUUAGUGCUGGAUUGGUGCGACGCGCGCAGAUCCUCGACAAGCCGCGCUAGAGUGCCGGCCAGCAUAACCUAAACUUUUAACAGCCGACAGACCAGCCACAGUUUCAGUCAAACGAACGCCGGGUGAACACGACAGUUGCCUCGACAAAGUUUUCGGUUAAAACUUAACUCACUAGCUGACCGUUAAUAAUAAUAACUUAUAAAAAAAAGGUUUAUCUUUAAUAAAACGGAGUUUAUUUAUUAAUAAUUUAUUAUUUAUUAUUAAUAUUUGAUAUUACCAACAACUGGAGAUUUUAUUAUUUCAAUUAAGGGGUUACGUUUUUAAAUGUUUGUGAUUUAUUUAGUGUUUGUGGCUGUUUAAUUAUUAUUAUUAUUUUUUAUUUUAAAAGCUCCCAGGAGUGAAUUGUUUUAUUUUUUGUUUGAUUUUAUUAUUUGAAAUCUGGUAAAUAAAUUUAUAAGGGUUUCUUUGUGAUGUGCCACGAGGCGAGAGUUUGAAGGAGCUAUUUUACUAAGACUACGGAUUAUUCUCGUAUAUACGGUGAGUGUCCACUUUGCCUCUAUAAUCGGCUAUACACUACCGAUACUGUCCACGACUAUUGUGUCAAUCAACUUUAACGAACUUUAACGGCCCUAGAAUUGAUAAAUAAUUAAUAAUAAAAAAGAGGAGGAGAAAAAUCGUUGUUAAAAUAAAGAAAGUAACGAGGGAUGCCGGUUGACUGAAGAUGGCCUCCCCGACACCCUCGUUGGAAUCACGCGCAAAUUCCCUCGGCUCCCUGGUUUCGUUAUCCCCGGUGACCGUGAGCGGGAGUUCACCACCAGCAAGCGACUCAGCGAUCUGUGACGUCGACAGUUGUGAUAUCUGCCUGGACACAGGCAAACCGGGCGACGGAACUUGUAACUGUCGUCUCGGACGCGGAGUAAGGUGUACAGGUUGUAAAUCCACCGAAUCAGACGCGGUAGCACGUUGUUUCGAUUGUGCUAAUUUUCUUUGUCCCAAUUGCGUAAUGGCGCACCAAUUUAUGCACUGUUUCGAGGGGCACCGAGUUUUGAACCUCGGCGAAUCAAAGUUAGAGGCUAACGCCGAAUCACGGGGGAAUUUGAUGAUAACUAACGGCAGCAACGGAACAACAAACGGUGAAAAAGCACUCUACUGUUUGCGUCACAAAAACGAAUUACUUAAAUACUUCUGUCGUACGUGCAAUGUUCCCGUUUGCAAGGAGUGCACUUUGAGCGAACAUCCGGCGUCGGUUCAUGAUUGCGGGCACAUUACCGAAGUUGGUUCACAGCAACUUGAAUUGGUGUCAAGAACAGUCGCCGAUUGUCGAGCGAAAGCUUCCGAAAUCCGUACCGCGAUAAAAGCCGCUGACCAUGGUGUCGCUAAAUUACAAAUUCAGUAUCACAAAGCCCAAAAUGAAAUAAACGACACCUACCAGUUUUACCGAUCGAUGCUGGAAGAGCGAAAGCAAGAGCUCCUUAAAGAACUUGAAUCAGUAUUCUCCGCAAAACAAAUUUCUCUUGGUGUAAUCACGCAGAAAGCCAAUGAAAUGGUUGAUAAAAUUCAACAAACAUGUGAGUUUGUCGACAAACUAACUAAAUUCACAACUAUCACCGAGGUCCUGAUGGUGAAAAAACUCCUGGAUUCAAAACUCCAACAGUUAUUGAGCUACACACCUGAAAUCACAAACCAGUCGGAUUUGGAAUUUGUUAGCAACUACCAGGCGAUCCAGGUGGGCGUGAGGAAUACCUUUGGGUACGUAAGAAGCAGCGCCGACAGCAACAGUAUGGGACCCAGCAAACAGCCACCAAUAGCGCGACCAACGGCCCUAACAAAUGGAAAUAGCGGUGGAAGCAACGCCAGCAGCGGCCCCGGUAGUGCAGGAUCUCUUGGGGGUUUACUUUUAGAUCGUCCCUACAGCAAUGGCCUAGUAUCAACCACUUCAACUUGCGCUUCGACUUCGCCCUCCUCCUUCGAGAGCAAUGUAAUCUCGAAGAGGUUCAGCACGGCAAAUAGCCUCGGGCCAUUCUCAACCACAAUAACAGAUCUUAACCUAAACGGGAUGAAUAAUCCAUACGAAAAGUGGAGCAAUGGAGGUGGAAGCGAUGCUUAUUCAGUUAAUGCAAAUGAUCACUUUGCAAUAUCAAACACUAAUGGCGGUGGUGGUCCUACCGCAGCAGACUCCGUCCUGGAUCUUACAUCGAAAUUAAUGUCCGCGGCUAUUGUGUUCCCACCAAAGUCACAGAUAAAACGUCAAAAAAUGAUUUAUCACUGUAAAUUUGGUGAAUUUGGUGUUAUGGAGGGACAGUUUACCGAGCCAUCAGGUGUUGCCGUUAAUGCGCAGAAUAUUAUUGUUGCUGACACAAAUAAUCAUCGCAUACAGAUAUUCGACAAGGAGGGAAGAUUCAAGUUUCAAUUUGGAGAGUGUGGGAAGCGUGACGGACAACUUCUGUAUCCGAAUCGUGUCGCCGCAGUGCGUCCUUCUGGUGAUAUUAUUGUGACAGAACGGUCACCAACUCAUCAAAUUCAAAUCUACAACCAGUACGGACAGUUUGUGCGUAAAUUUGGUGCAAACAUUCUUCAGCAUCCCCGCGGUGUUACCGUUGAUUCAAAGGGUCGUAUCGUUGUGGUCGAGUGCAAAGUUAUGCGCGUGAUAAUAUUCGACCAGGCCGGGAACGUCCUCCAAAAAUUUGGAUGCUCAAAGCACCUCGAGUUUCCAAACGGCGUGGUGGUUAACGACAAACAAGAAAUAUUCAUAAGCGACAAUCGCGCACACUGCGUCAAAGUUUUCAACUACGACGGUGCUUACUUGAGGCAAAUUGGUGGUGAGGGCAUCACUAAUUACCCGAUUGGAGUUGGAAUUAACGCCGCUGGUGAAAUUCUGAUCGCUGAUAAUCACAAUAACUUCAACUUGACAAUCUUCACCCAAGACGGACAGUUAGUAUCUGCCUUGGAGAGCAAAGUUAAGCACGCUCAGUGUUUCGACGUGGCGCUAAUGGAUGACGGGUCAGUGGUACUUGCCAGCAAGGAUUACCGACUGUACAUCUACCGGUACAUCCAAGUACCGCCUAUCGGUAUGUAGAGCCGUGGGUGAUGGGCCGCGACUCACCGCGACCGGACUACGCUUAGCCAACCUCAGUAUCAAAAUCAACUACAAUCUAAACACAAUCGUGAUAAGCGAACCGGUAACGUUGAGUCCAGCCCCGAUACGUGCACACCGUCGGUACGUACAUCUGCGAAUCCAAUCUCCAAGACGGACACUAAUCAAGAUAAAUUCCGACUACAUCGAGUCAACCAUCAACAUCAAAAUCAGCAUCAGCAGCAGCAGCAGCCACAACCGCAUCAUCAAAAUCAUCAUCACAAUCACAAUCAACGCACUCAAAAUUCAACUGACUUAGCUGUUAACAGCGUGACCCGCUGGUCCAGCUUACCAGUCAGAAUCCUCCAGGACCCAAAACGACUUGAUCGUAGCAAUAGUAUUAUCAACGACGAGCCGACGUUAGCAGCACCCUCUCGCCGAGCCCAGUUUUCUUUGGCUAGCCAUCGUGCCCGUGGAAGUGACUCCAGGGAUUCUUAGCAGCGUCACGACUUUUCAUUCCCAUCAUCUUCACCAUCAUCAUAAUUAUUAUCAUUAAUAUUAUUAUUAUUACUAUUAUAACUAAUAUUAUUAUAAUCUUCAUCAUGAUCAUCGGUCCAAUAUUUAAGUAAGAGCGUGCGCGGAAAUCUCAGCCUAUUAAUACGUAUGAGGAGAGAAUGAGAGUAUCUCUGAGAGACGCACAAGACGAUGCUCCGUAAGUUAUUAUUGUGAAGAAAAGUAAAUAAAAAAUAUAAAAUAUUUAAGAUAAAAAAAUGAUGUAAAAUAUUAAAUUUAAAAAUAAUAAGUAAUACGAUGAGAAUAAGAGUAGGCGGACUCGGAAACGACCGAGACACACGUCGUACACACGCGCGAAACUUACUUGUUAAUGUUGUUAUAACUGAAAAUACUGUUGUUGUUGUUUAGUUGUAGAGCUCGCCGCCGCUAGUCACUCCCUUUAAGCCCUUAUUACCCCAAUUCCCAGAUGAUAACUCGGCCCGGUUCCUCAAACUCCCAGAAGUUUAGACCUAAAACCCAAAACCCAAAACCCCAAAACCAAAAUUGCCAACGAGGACUCAACGUUUUGUCAAACGCGAGUAGAAGUCGUACCAA
Cotesia glomerata is the source of this 4297-nucleotide messenger RNA. It is a transcript of the gene brat, whose product is annotated as brain tumor protein-like. Gene Ontology annotation, molecular function: protein binding; mRNA 3'-UTR binding; translation repressor activity. The coding region runs from base 839 to 3193 and encodes 784 amino acids. Gene Ontology annotation, biological process: negative regulation of translation. Lineage: Eukaryota; Metazoa; Arthropoda; Insecta; Hymenoptera; Braconidae. The record is from RefSeq and is a predicted model, not a curated record. The transcript has 3 exons.